AUGCCUCCCAGGCGUGUCAAGCGGCUUCGUGACCUCCUGCAUCACUACCACAGAGUAUUCGGUCUGAAACUCGAUCCUCUAGAAAUAUUUUUGGACUAUACUUUUGUUAGACAGGCUCUUUUAAAUAAGCUUAAUAUAUUCUCGUCCUUCAAUUGCCUUGUCGGCUCUGAUGUAAAACUUGUGACUUCCUCGUGUGUCGUGGAGGAAUGCAGGCAACUGGGUGAUCUUUGUACUGGUACAGUAAAAAUUCUUCUCGGAUACAAAAUUUUAAAGUGCAGACAUGACUAUAACCCGACCCUUGGGGCUUCUCGUUGCAUUAUCAAACGGUUAGAAACAGCCAAAAAAAUACAGCCUUCCCGGGGAAAUAUGCUCUUUGCUCUAGCAACCAAUGAUUGCGAACUAAGAUCAUUUGCUGAGACUGUCCCUGGCUUUCCUGUUUUCUUCAUUUCACACCGAUGUAUCAAUUCCCAGCCAAUUCCCCCGGGGGUAUCCCUUAUCAUUGACGCUUACAACCGUUCCUCCUCCCUUCCUUCACGGGAAGAGCUUGGAGAAAUCAGAGAAGCGCAGCUGCAGUUCGGAUACAGGAACGAAUGCACUUUAUUUAAACGCAAGGCCCCAAUCGAGGCGAAUACUCUUUCUUGCAAGAAGAGGAAGGCCUCCUUAGGCUUGACGGAUACCCCAGUAGCGACUGGCAGACACCGUCCUAGUCGGAAAAGAAUAAAGAAAACAUGGGCAUUUUUGCAAGCCUUAUCCCAUUUUGAAAAGAGCGACAUUCUAUCGGAGUAA
This is a messenger RNA of Protopolystoma xenopodis, 786 nucleotides long. The record is from the annotation of a GenBank genome assembly. Lineage: Eukaryota; Metazoa; Platyhelminthes; Monogenea; Polystomatidea; Polystomatidae.